AUGGAGGAGGCACAUGCACAACGAGUCACACUAGAGGACUACUCUAGUACAACUACUCCACAAUUCUUCACAACCAUCGCAAGGCCAGAGGUUCAAGCAGCCAACAUCUCUUAUCCUCACUCUCUCAUCCAACUGAUCCAAGGAAACCUCUUUCAUGGUCUUCCAAAUGAGGAUCCUUAUGCUCACCUCACCUCCUAUAUAGAGAUUUGCAACAUGGUCAAGAUAGUCGGAGUUCCUGAAAAUGCAACACGCCUAAAUCUCUUUUCCUUUUCACUAGCAAGGGAGGCAAAAAGGUGGCUACACUCAUUCAAGGGUAAUAGCUUGUGGACAUGGGAAGAAUUCGUAGAGAAGUUCUUGAAGAAAUACUUCCCAGAUUCAAAAACCACUGAAGGAAAGAUGGAAAUCUCUUCCUUCCAUCAAUUUCCCGAUGAAUCCCUCAGUGAGGUGCUCGACUGCUUCCGUGGGUUGCUAAGGAAAAUGCCUACACAUGGAUACAGUGAGCCGGUGCAACUCAACAUCUUCAUAGAUGGUUUGAGACCUCAAUCGAAGCAGCUACUAGAUGCAUCCGUUGGAGGUAAGAUCAAGUUAAAAACACCGAAGGAGGCUAUGGAGUUAACAGAAAAUAUGGCGGCAAGUGAUCAUGCCAUUCUUCAUGAUCGCACAUAUGCACCAACUAAGAGAAGCCUUCUGAAACUCACAAUGCAAGAUGCAACCUUGGCGCAAAAUAAGCUGCUAUCUAGACAAAUAGAAGCCCUGACCGAAACCCUCAGCAAGCUACCACAACAACUACAAGCAGUAAGUCCUUCUCACUCUUCUGUUAUGCAGGUAGGGGGAUGCCAUACAUGUGGAGGAAUACACGAGUCUGGACAAUGUACAAUUCAAGAAGACCCUUCCAGGGAAGUAAACUACAUGGGCAUACCAAAUCGCCAUGGAUUCCAAGGUUACAACCAAGGAGGUCCGUCUGGAUUCAAUCAAGGAUCAACAGGAUUUAAUCAAGGCCCACGAGGAUUCAACCAAGGAAGGAACUUCACACAAGGCUCAAGCUGGAGGAAUCACCCAGGGAAUCAAUACAACAAGGAGCACAAAAGUCAGCCUGCCCAAAAUCUCAACCAAGGGGAAGAUAUUCACGAGAAAACUAACAAGCUUGAGGAGACGCUAAACCAAUUCAUGCAUAUUUCAAUGUCUAAUUACCGAAGCACAAAAGCCUCCAUCAAGAACUUAGAAAUGCAGGUGGGACAAUUGGCCAAACAGAUGGCUGAAAGACCCUCCAGUAGCUUUGGAGCCAACACGGAAAAGAACCCCAAGGAAGAGUGCAAGGCCAUACUGACCAGAAGCCAAAAGAGAGCACAAGGAGAGGCAGAAGCAGAAAAAGACCAGUCUGAUGAAGGAAGGACAGACAGAGAUGAAGAAAGAGAAGAAGGAAGAGGAGGAGGAAGAGAAGACGGUCUUACUCCCUAA
This is a messenger RNA of Glycine soja, 1458 nucleotides long. RefSeq lists its product as uncharacterized. The transcript has a single exon. The record is from RefSeq and is a predicted model, not a curated record. Lineage: Eukaryota; Viridiplantae; Streptophyta; Magnoliopsida; Fabales; Fabaceae. Bases 1 to 1458 code for a protein of 485 amino acids.